Messenger RNA from Symbiodinium sp. CCMP2456, 1137 nucleotides. Lineage: Eukaryota; Dinophyceae; Suessiales; Symbiodiniaceae. The record is from the annotation of a GenBank genome assembly.
AUGCAAGAGACGACAGGCAGCGCUUCUUCAGCAAGGGUCGAGAGAGCAGUGGUUGUUUCUGGCGUGUUGGCGAUGUCGAGCAUGCCGAGAGAAUGUCAGGGCCGGGCCGUCAUCCUGGACGACGACGUUGCACCCCUGCCAGUUCGUGUCGCCAUGCCAGCUGUUGCCCUUGACAGGCUCGGGAAACGAUUGGUAGUGGCCACGGAACAACUUUGGCAGGCAGGCAUUCGGCUCGUUCUAUGUGCAGCACACGUCCACGAGGAGUGGACAGGCUCAUUGUCUCAGCGCGGGAUUGCGGUGCUGCAUUUGGUCGAUGAGGAGGAGCUCGCUGUGUUGGAAGCGCGCUGCGGCAUCACCCGGAGGGUCCGCUUGGGCAGUGAUGAUGUGGCCACUUUGAAAGCUGCAGGGUUCCAGCUCGAGUCGUUCAGGCCCAUGCAGAAAUCUUCAGAAGGGCUGGCAGGAUCUCGAGCGUACUGGCUACUUGGUCUGAGCCGACAGAGCGAUCGCACUCCCGCAAGCUGCUUGCUGCUCCAAGCGAGCUCGAGCAGUUUGGCCCUCGAGCAUCGACUAGCAAUCCUUCGUCUCUUGCUGGUGGUUUUGCACGGAUUCCAGGAGCCCCGUGAUCUCAUCGCAGGAGGCUUGGCCUUCGAAGUGGCUUUGCUGCGCAGGGCGCGACGGAAGAUCACAAACCCUCGUGGCCCAGAAGACAGGACUGUGGAAAGUAACGCAUUCCACAUCCUGGGAGUCGAAGAUCCAGCUAAGGCGGUACGCCUGGAGGGUCUUUCCUGGUCCCUCCUCGAGGCUUCCUUGCUGGAGGUGGUGGAGGCCUUCAUUGCGAAUCUCCUUGGAUGUCACGGGGGCGCAGGUGCACGACUGAGAAGUGCAGGAAGGACUGCUAGACUGCUCGCCUCGGCCAGCGCAUCAGAGCUGGGUGAUGUGCCUGGGAUGCUAGCGGUUCCUGGCGGCUUCUACAGCUUCGUGGUAGAGCCCGGCAUAGGCGCUUGCGAGGAUUCCACUCCUCGACCUGUGGAGACUGCACACCUGAAGUUGCAGCAGCUGCGGGCUAUGUGCAGUUUGGUACGGCAGCUGUGUCGCUUGGAUCCUUCCUGCGUGGAUCGAGGACAUCUCCCGGGCUGA